Striga hermonthica is the source of this 648-nucleotide messenger RNA. The record is from the annotation of a GenBank genome assembly. Lineage: Eukaryota; Viridiplantae; Streptophyta; Magnoliopsida; Lamiales; Orobanchaceae.
AUGGCACGUGGCAAGAUUCAGAUGAGGAGAGUUGAAAAUCCGGUGCACCGUCAGGUGACCUUCUGCAAGAGGCGCGCCGGCCUUCUCAAGAAGGCUAAGGAGCUUUCGGUUUUGUGUGAUGCCGAGAUCGGUCUUUUCAUUUUCUCGGCACAAGGCAAGCUCUAUGAACUUGCCACCAACGGAACCAUGCAAAGCUUGAUCGAGAAGUACAUGAAGUAUAACCGGGAAAUUCCGGCCGAUCAUGAUCGGAGGGAGAAACAACUUGUAAAUAUGAUGGACCCAAAGGAUGAGAUUAACAUGCUCAAGAAUGGAAUUGAGAUACUCCACAAAGGGUUGAGGUUUAUAUCAGGAGGGGUAACUGGAAGUACAAUGACUUUGGGAGAACUGAAUAUUCUUGAGAAACAUCUUGAGAAAUGGAUUUAUCAUGUUCGUUCUGCAAAGAUGGACAUUAUGGCUCAAGAAAUCCAAUUGCUGAAGAAUAAGGAAGGAAUACUUCAAGCAGCAAACAAACAUCUCCAAGAGAAGAUUGAUGAGCAUUAUGGGAUGGUUGAACUGGGACCAUUGCUGACUAACAACAUUGAAUAUCCACUGACUACUAACAUGCAUCAGUUCCCACUAACUAUACCAAAUGAGAUAUAUGAGUUUUAG